AGCCAGUAGCGCCAGUAUCGCCAGUGCCGCCAGUGUAUCCCGUGCGAUCGAUCGCCCAACGAAGCCGGAGAUUAUAGUGAGCGAGAGCCCGAGACGAGGAUCCCCGCGCCUACGCAAAGAGAAAGAGGAGAAAGUCGCGAAAAUGGCUCCGACGCUCAACUCUUUCGUCAACUCCUUUAGCCACAGAUUGGAAGCACCCGUUCGACAACACUUAAAGAAUGUCUACGGAUGCCUGUCCCUCUCCACUGUGUCAGCCGCAGCUGGGGCCUACGUUCACAUGUACACCAAUUUUCUGCAAGCUGGUUUGCUGUCGACUCUUGGGACUCUCGGACUGAUCUUUGCCUUAAUUUGCACACCCGAUAAUGGAAAGAAUCGAUCGCUUCGCUUAGGAUAUCUCCUAGGAUUUGCAUUUCUUACUGGAUUUGGAAUGGGUCCACUUUUAGCGAACGUAAUCAGCGUUGACCCUAGCAUUGUUCUUACAGCACUGAUCGGUACGACCGUAGUCUUUGUCUCAUUUAGUAUUUCAUCCUUGCUAUCCGAGCAAGGCCGAUGGCUAUAUCUUGGUGGAACUUUGAUGAGCGCUCUCAACAUAAUGGUAUUGCUCUCCCUUGGUAACAUCUUAUUCAGAUCACAGAUGAUCUACCAGAUUCAUUUUUAUCUUGGUUUGUUGGUGAUGUGUGGAUUCAUUAUUUAUGACACACAACUUAUCGUCGAGAAGAAUCGAAUGGGUAGCAAAGAUUAUAUCGCUCAUUCCCUUGAUCUAUUCAUUGACUUUAUCAAUGUAUUCAGACAUUUACUUGUCAUACUUACACAGAAAGAGCAAAGAAAUAACAAACGCAAGGAGUGAGUUGGCAGAGGCAUUUCAAGUAAAUCCAGAAAAUAGAGAUAUAACUAUUCUAGUAUCUUAUAAGUGAAACAAGUGAAUAACAUAAUGAACGAGACUUACAGCUUUUCCUACAAUAAAAACAAACAAAAAAAAAA
Molecule: messenger RNA, 981 nt
Organism: Ceratosolen solmsi marchali
Lineage: Eukaryota; Metazoa; Arthropoda; Insecta; Hymenoptera; Agaonidae
Gene: BI-1
Product: Bax Inhibitor-1
Exons: 5
Coding region: 143-847 (234 amino acids)
Biological process (GO): negative regulation of apoptotic signaling pathway; negative regulation of endoribonuclease activity; negative regulation of RNA splicing
Cellular component (GO): mitochondrial membrane
Molecular function (GO): enzyme binding
Source: RefSeq, a predicted model, not a curated record